UACAAACGCUAGUAGGUUAAAAGCUACGAGGGGCCAUAGCCCCUCGGAAGCCGUCCAGGGCGUGGCAACGCCGGAGACUGAAGCUAUAGGCUUGCAUGCUUAUUCCUGCUCAGCGGUUAGUCCCCGUCCAGAAUCUUGGAUCUGUAUGCCCUGCUUCCACAACUCCCAGGCUCCGACUGCCCUGUCCCAAAUUGCUUCUUCGUGGAUCUCUAGGGCUGCAGUCAUACUCUACUACUGUAUGGUGGAAGACAGGUAACAUUAUUCAAUGCCGAGAGAGCAUUCCGUAUGACCCCACGUUAUCGUUUCUGGCUAUAGGCGAUUUGUGGACGAUCUGGUUGUCGAUUUGCUGCAAUGACUACCCCUGCUGGCUACGCAAAUGGUCCGUUCGAACCAUCGUCUGAGUCUGGUCUGACUCCCUCCUCUCUCCAUGUGCAUGACAGUUAUUCUCUUGCACAGAGAGUACUCUUCUCAAACGGAGUUUCCGGUGAUACUCUCGACAAAGGUAGAAGUGGGAUGAUGUCUGAACAGCAAAUGAAUUUCCCCUCUCUCUUUCAGCCUGCUGCAGAACGACCCGGAUUAUUCGUACCUUACAGAUGGUGGGAGGAUGAAGCGACGACCGUCCUUUGGACAUUCGAUGUCCAAGAUAUUGGCCGUGUCAUCAGAUAUGGCCUUUUCCAUGAUCCCAAUUUCCCUAGGAGUGUCUUGCAAAACCGUAACUCAAACACCAUUGACGACUUCCUGAUAGCACUUCUCGAACCAGAAGACAUCCCAUUCAUCGUCAACCUUUCGCACAUCCAGAAGGUCGAAGAAAUCCUGCGUCGAUUCAAAGCAAGCAAACCUGCCCUGGCUCCCUGGGGCUGGUUCCCUGUGCAAGCAAUACAUGAAGCCAACGCAUCUUCAAUCGCUACGGAUAUUGAUGCUGAGAGUCACUUACUCUUCAAGACUAUCUCGUUCGAAGAGUGGGUACGGUAUUCUCUAGGCUACAGUGCUCCUUCUGUGGAGUGGUUCCUUCUUCAACAUACAGCUUUUUUCAUCCAUCUCUCAAAUCAUCUCCAUGCCUAUCCAGAAGAGAUUGAGAAGUAUAAGGACGUCGAGAAGCAUCUUCGUACACGAAGUCCCUUUGCACACAGAGCGUUGGUCCAGUGCCUGCUCAACUUUCACGAAGCAGAUCAGUCGAAUAUAUCGUUCGUGGACGGCCCUGCCUUUGAGUUCAUUGCCGGGCCCAUCCAAAGGAUCUUCAAAGACCAUCCUCCAAGUCUCACGUCAAUCUUGAAGAUGCUUUCAGUCUUGGCAGUGCGCUUCCAGCGAACCUAUAUUCACACUUCGAAGAUGAACUGGAUGCAGAAUUUUGACGUAUCCGUUCCUUUUGUGGAAGAUGUGUUUGGCUCUAUCUCUCCUGCUGACUUGGCACGGACAUUGACAACUUCGGAUGAGCUAGACUUCGCGCGUCUUUCUCGGGGUGAUAUCAUCAAUGAAGGGCCUACUCUCAAACAUCUCGUUGCAAGGUGGCAUGCGCUCGCCACUGCUGUGUGGGAAUGCUGCCUUGCAUUACCGGAUCUGUCAAGCUACAUUCAAGACUGUAUACAGGUCCUCGACACCUUGCGAAAUUACAACUCUGCUACCGCCCUCAUUAAGGGUCUGCGGGACUACAAGAUAGCUGGGUUACAAAGUUCCGAUGUCAAUCUUGCCCUUGACAUUGUCUUAUUUGAACAGUCACUUUCGCCUAGCCUUUCGUAUCUGCUGGAUGCUUCUGAUAACUUUGCUGCUUACAGGCGGCGGGUGCAGGAAGCUCCUGGAAUUCCUUUUCUACUACCUCAUGUCAGAGAGUCCAGGCGGCGUGGUGAAAGUGCCUUGGAUGAGCUAUCUCAAGGACUGCAAGAGAUAAGCUAACUGGCCUGAGUGAGCCACAGUAUUUAUAUCCACUCAAUAUGGGCUGAACAGCCCUUGAAACAGAGAAAGCGCCAGGAUCUCUCGUCAUGAUGUCUUGGCAUCCUGGACAGUUUCCAUGAUGCUUGAUUCCUUCCUCUGACCUUCUUUUUUGCAGUUCGCUUUCAUGGUCUAGCUAACGCCGUAAUGCACGAGUGCUGAACUAUUCCGAUGCUGGUAUGCCGGGGAAGGAUGUUUGCAUUGAUUAUUCUUGAAGAUUGGCGUUAGGGGGGGUUUUCUCUUACGAGUGCG
This is a messenger RNA of Paecilomyces variotii, 2178 nucleotides long. RefSeq lists its product as hypothetical. Gene Ontology annotation, molecular function: guanyl-nucleotide exchange factor activity. Gene Ontology annotation, biological process: small GTPase-mediated signal transduction. Lineage: Eukaryota; Fungi; Ascomycota; Eurotiomycetes; Eurotiales; Thermoascaceae. The record is from RefSeq and is a predicted model, not a curated record. Bases 352 to 1890 code for a protein of 512 amino acids. The transcript has 3 exons.